Molecule: messenger RNA, 1587 nt
Organism: Trypanosoma brucei brucei TREU927
Lineage: Eukaryota; Euglenozoa; Kinetoplastea; Trypanosomatida; Trypanosomatidae
Exons: 1
Coding region: 1-1587 (528 amino acids)
Biological process (GO): regulation of dephosphorylation; microtubule cytoskeleton organization; cortical cytoskeleton organization
Cellular component (GO): centrosome; spindle
Source: RefSeq, a predicted model, not a curated record
AUGCUAACGUUUCCCGGAUUUGUGCCGUUAGGUGAAAAACAGUCUGUUCAAGCGGCAUGUGAGGCUCGGCGACGAUAUCUGGCUGCACAUCUUGUGCCUCUGUACGCUAAUACGAACCCAACCGAACUCUGGAAUAACAUCGUUAAGUAUAGGGAACAUAGUGGUACAGAUUCAAAUGACUGUGUAGAAACAUACGAAGAACUGAGGAUAUCAUACAAGGGGUAUAAGAGUAUGGUAUAUAACCUUGUUUUCCACAUGACCAUUGAAGAAGAUAAAGCGGCACCGGCAUCCGAGCGCGAGUCCCGCAAGCGGCUGUACUUUAGUCACCCGUUUCUUUCCCCUGCCACUUUUUUAUCCUUCCCGCGCGCAGAGGAUGGAACGAUAUCUGCCGUUCCCAUGUAUGCUUUCGCAGCUAAGCGGCUACUUCUCUAUAGGUUGCGAAUUAAACUUGAACUAACUGCGAGGGUUGUUCCUAUGGUUCUGCAGGAUCCCGUUUCUAAAGUAGCGGGGCAGCUGCGAUGCCCACCGAGUGCAUCAUCUCCCCUUUCCAAUGGUUUAACGCAGGAUGAUAUUGAAAACUUUCUAGUGGAGUUGGUGCCGAAUUUGCGCCUCGUGCGGGAUAUACCGCCAUGGAUGCAACCGUAUUAUCUCUGUCAUGCAUCGAGAAAGUUUAUGUUCAUGUGUGAUACGAGACGUACUGGGGCUAUAGCCAUCGACACCAUGAUGAAGAGCGAUGUCUUCUCAGAGCUGCUGCGCAUGUAUGAGAGUGACGCACAAGAUGCCAUCACAACUUUUCCAGAGGGUUGCACGGUGGAUGUGGCUGCCUCACAUUUAGUGGCAGAUACUGGCGUUGAUGACACGGUGGCAGCAUUAGUUAUUUCUUAUGAGGGAGAAGGGAAUCAUCCAGACGACAUGUACACUGUGAAGGCACUGGAGGAAGAAACUGUACUUCGCGUCCGCAGAAGUCAGUUAUAUUGGAACCCGGGCUCUACCGAGUUCCUCACACAAGAUGUGUUGAGUAUGGACAACUGGUUUUCUCUUCCCCUCAUGGGUCGAAUUUAUGAGCACUACACGAGUUUGGACCUUGAUGGUGAUGGCGUUCUUUCUAUAGAUGAACUUGCCCGCUACUGUGACAGUAGUUUUACCAGUUUAGUGGUUGAGCGGGUAUUUGAGUGCCACGUCCCGCACAGCGGCAAGCAUCAUGUAAUGGAUUAUAAGACAUAUUUGGAUUUUGUCAUUGCAACGGAACACGCGGCGACCCUUCCUGCUAUGAAAUACAUUUGGAGCAUUCUAGAUUUAGAAGGAACAAAGUCGUAUGUUACUGUAGAUACCCUGCGGGGUUUCUGCAAAGAGGUUGCAAGUGAACUCAUUGCUAAUGGUCUCAUGACUGAUAUUUCAGCGCAAUCAAUUCUAUCAGAAGUGAUUGAUAUGAUCAAUCCUAAGUGGCACGAAUGGGUAGAAUUUGAUGACAUUGUACGAUCUGGUCACCAGGCAACUGUGUUGCCCAUCUUGUUGAGUUACCGUAAUUUCUACGCAUAUGAUUGUCGCGAGCAAACGGCAGCUGAAGCCAAUGAUGAAUAUGCGUAG